UCUUUUUUCACCUCUCUCCCUCUCUCUCCCCUUCUCUGUUUCAUCUGCUCCGGAUUCAGAGAAAGGAACAAGAGAGAAGUCGGAGAAAGGAGUGAUUUGAGGGAUAGGGAGAAAGAGACGACGAUCAGUCAUUAGCAAAUAUGGCAGGGGAAAAUCUGAAGGUGCUGAAUGCUCUGGAUUCGGCAAAAACACAAUGGUAUCACUUCACGGCGAUUAUCAUUGCCGGAAUGGGAUUCUUCACAGAUGCCUAUGAUCUCUUUUGUAUCUCCCUUGUCACCAAGAUGCUUGGCCGCAUCUACUACACCAAACCAGGCGCUCCCAAGCCCGGCAGUCUGCCUCCUGAUGUCUCUGCUGCUGUCAAUGGCGUGGCACUCUGUGGAACCCUAGCCGGCCAGCUCUUCUUUGGUUGGCUCGGGGACAAGCUGGGAAGGAAGAAGGUUUAUGGCAUAACCCUCAUGCUCAUGUGCCUCUGUUCAAUUGCUUCAGGCCUUUCCUUCGGUCACGAAGCAAAAUCAGUUAUGGCCACUCUUUGCUUCUUUCGCUUUUGGCUUGGAUUUGGCAUUGGCGGUGAUUAUCCUCUUUCCGCCACCAUUAUGUCUGAAUAUGCCAACAAGAAGACCCGCGGUGCCUUCAUUGCAGCAGUCUUUGCCAUGCAAGGCUUCGGCAUUUUGGGUGGAGGCGUUUUCGCCAUGAUAAUUUCGGCAGCUUUUGAUGCCAAAUACCCUGCUCCACCUUAUGAGGUGGAUCCGGUUGCUUCAACUAUCCCGCAAGCGGAUUAUGUGUGGAGGAUCAUCCUGAUGGCAGGCGCAAUGCCAGCACUACUUACUUUCUACUGGCGGUUGAAGAUGCCCGAAACUGCUCGUUACACCGCUCUUGUUGCCAAUGAUUUGAAGCAGGCUAAUGCAGAUAUGUCCAAAGUUUUGCAAGUCGACAUCGAGGCUGAGCCAGCCAAGGUGCAGCAGACAGCUGGAAGCCCGAGUAGCCCAUACGGUCUGCUGUCCAAGGAAUUUCUUACGCGUCAUGGGCUUCACUUGCUUGGUACAACGAGCACAUGGUUCUUGCUUGAUAUUGCAUUUUACAGCCAGAAUUUGUUCCAGAAGGACAUUUUUAGUGCAAUUGGAUGGAUCCCUGCAGCAAAGACUAUGAACUCAAUCAAUGAAGUGUUUACCAUUGCCAAGGCACAAACUCUUAUUGCUCUCUGCAGUACUGUGCCUGGCUACUGGUUCACAGUUGCCCUCAUCGAUAGAAUGGGAAGAUUUGCUAUUCAAUUGUUGGGUUUCACCAUGAUGACAGCUUUUAUGUUUGCUCUGGCCUUCCCCUACGACCACUGGACUCAACCAGGACACCAUAUCCCAUUUGUGGUGAUGUACUCGUUGACCUUCUUCUUUGCCAAUUUCGGUCCCAACGCCACCACUUUUGUUGUGCCAGCUGAGAUCUUCCCAGCUAGAUUUAGAUCAACUUGUCACGGAAUAUCAGCUGCAUCAGGGAAAUUGGGAGCAAUGGUGGGUGCUUUUGGAUUCCUAUAUUUGGCUCAGAGCCCGGAUAAGGCCAAGACUGAUGCAGGGUACCCACCGGGUAUUGGGGUGAAGAAUUCCCUCAUUCUGCUGGGAGCUGUUAACUUUUUGGGCUUCUUGUUUACCUUCUUGGUCCCAGAAUCCAAGGGGAAAUCGCUGGAGGAAAUGUCAGGUGAAAUCGGAGACAUGAAAGAGGGAGGAGAAGAAUUGGACCAUCCAGCUUCUUACAAUAACAGGACGGUUCCGGUGAUAUAAGUGCUGUUGUUCCCCGUCUGUUUAUUCUGUGGCCUCUUUACCGAAUAGUAGUUACUUUUGUUUUCUGAAUCUUUUACUUUUGAUGUAGUCCUUGGGAGAGGUUCGAGCUUUCGAAGUGUAAUAAGCAAGGAAGUAGCGGUUUGUACUUUGUCCCUCCUUUUUCUUUAAUACAAGUUUAGAGUAGUUUAUGGAGCUUAGAAUGGUAGGAUUAUGAAUCUUGUUCCCCAGAUUGAUCCCGUAACACUUGAUCAAUCAAAGUAAGAGUUGACAUAGCACUCACUAUUGCGAAUUGGCUCCAGCACUUUUGAUGGUU
Messenger RNA from Coffea eugenioides, 2082 nucleotides. Its product is annotated as inorganic phosphate transporter 1-4-like. The coding region runs from base 141 to 1769 and encodes 542 amino acids. The record is from RefSeq and is a predicted model, not a curated record. Gene Ontology annotation, biological process: phosphate ion transport; transmembrane transport. The transcript is spliced from 2 exons. Gene Ontology annotation, cellular component: membrane. Lineage: Eukaryota; Viridiplantae; Streptophyta; Magnoliopsida; Gentianales; Rubiaceae. Gene Ontology annotation, molecular function: phosphate transmembrane transporter activity.